Funneliformis geosporum is the source of this 2460-nucleotide messenger RNA. The record is from the annotation of a GenBank genome assembly. NCBI's taxonomy places the organism in Eukaryota, Fungi, Glomeromycota, Glomeromycetes, Glomerales, Glomeraceae.
AUGGCAACAAAUACUACUUCCCAUCAUCUCACCCCUCCUACACCUCCAACAAGUUCAAGACAAAGAAAUCCUCCUUCACCUCGAACACAGUCUAAAUCUAUAUUAUCAAUAGCUCUCCAAAAAGCGCAGGCAGCUGUACAAUUCGAUGCUGCAAAUAAUGUCGCCGCCGCAUUGGACGCGUAUAAACAAACUGUGGAACUUUUAUUUCAAGUUAUAGAUAAAGCUGUUAACGAGGCUGAUCGUCGGAGGUUACAAUUAAUUGUGAUUGAUUCGUCAGAUAACGAUAACGAUAACGAUUUGAUUUCUUCAGAGCAGAAUGAUGAUGAAAAUGAUAUCACAACACAAAAUUCUACAGAUUCAAGCGUGAAUGCUCAUUCACUUCACAGAGCAGAUUCUGUUGGGCAAAAUUCAGUAUCUGAAAAUGACUCUCAAACAGAUGGUAAUGAAAUAACAUCAAGUUCAUCGAUGAUACGAAAUAUUAAUGGUAAAUCUAUAGAAAUAGACAAUUCACAUAAUAAUAAUGAAACGCAUCUAGCCAACGGAACUGUCCUUACAAAUGGCGUAGGUCAUCAUAAUCGUAAUGAUACUGUGGAUUACAUUACACCUCAGCCUAAAAGAUUAUCGUUGUCACAUCGAUCAAACGCUUCGGUCUCAACUUCAAGGUCCUGGAUAUCAACGGUAUCUGACAAAACGACACCGGCAUCAAUAUUUGAGGUUUCCCUAGACGGUGCAAAGACCGUUGCUGAUUCAAGUGAUAAUGGAGAAUCUACUUCUAGGUCUUCGGACUUAGAUUCUAGUUCUGAAGAUAUAGAUUCUUCUUCCAAUACCAUUAAUGAUUAUUUACAAAGUUCUGAUUCGUAUGGUGCAAGUUCAGAGAUCAUGGAAGAAAACUUGAGUUACCAAAAUCAAGGUUCUUCAUCACAACAACUACAAGAACAAACAGGAAUGGAAGAAAAAAACUCAUCAGCUACGUCACAAGUUAGCUCAUUAUCAAAAUCAUCAUCAUUAAGACUUGGUUCUUCCAGCAGUAAUCGUUUAUUCGUAGCUCCACCACCACCAAAAGUAGCCCCUCCUCCUACAACACCUCCUAGUCCAAGCGAUCAAUUUCGUCAGAAUGAAGCUUCAGUAUUCUCCCCUCCAGAUACAAGUGCAUUGAUGGGAAGAAGAUCUACUUCACCAACCAUAGUACCACCACCAUCUGUGACUAAACAAUCAGCUGCUCUCCAAUCUUCACUACAUGAACCCGUAAAUGAAUCGAUGUUGGGCUCAUCGUCACAGACAAUGUCUGAUGAAGACGACGAUAAAGUAUCUGUAAAGUCUGUUCCCAGUUCAUUUACUCGGCCUUCAUCCUCUUCUAUGGAAAAAUUGCUUGGUAAAGCUUUACCUCAGAGUCGUCGUCCUGCUCCUCUUCCAUUACAAAAUAAUUAUAGUUCUCGCAUAAUACCUACUCGUAUACCUUCUAAUCCCAACCUUGCAGUUACUACAAACAACUCUACUGUUCUUCCAAGAAGAACAGCUUCAAAUCCUGGAAAUACUCCUAAAAAAAUCGGUUCGGUUCGUUUCUUUAACAGUAAUUCCCAACCUUCAUCUAAUCCAUUAUCACAAAUACCGGGAACUCCGUCUUCUCCUUGGAUUAGUAGUUUUAGUAUUAUUUCACCUCCUUUAGGUAGUCCUGGAUUUGGUCCUCAAACAGGAUAUUUUCGUAGUGAGACGCCUUCAUUAUCAACUAAACAUAAUGAUGCAAGUUAUUCGGCUUGCUUGAUAAAUCCUCUUCCAAAUACGUUUUAUUAUGAUGAUCCUCACAUGUCAUCUAAUAACGGGUUAUUCGAACCCACACCCAAUGAUCUUCAUUUAAACCCGUUUUGGUUAAUGAAAAAAUUAGAACGUACAAUGACUACGGGAGGUUAUUUAACUCCGAAAUUAUUUAUUCCUCGAAACCUAUGGUUACAAGGACAUGUUAAGUUGGUUGCUAUAGAUACUAAAAUGUCUAGUUGUGAGGUCGUAUCGACCUGUUUAAUGAAAUUAUCAAAAACAACGUAUAAUGAUAUGGAUAAAUUAGCGAAGGAGCUGGAAUGUAUUGAUCCCAUUCUAGAGGGCCUUCAAAAUUCUCUAGCACGUAAAUUAAAUUAUGUUGAGUCGACUAAUGGUAAAGGUCGACAAAGCACGAGUUCAUUAAUGAAUUGGGGUUCUAAAUUAUCUCGUGGUCUCGAUCGGAUGGGUAUGGGAAACGCUAUGGUUCGUACUGAAGAAGCUAAUGGUUAUGUAGACGUCUUGUUAAAAGUUUUCCAACAAGCAGGAGUUGUUGAGAAUUAUAUACGUCAUUUUACUUCUUUACAAGCACCAUAUCAUCAUCAUCAUAAACAAAUUCUUUCUCGACUUCACAAAUUUGCAGAUUUUUUUGGUAAUGUAAUCUGUAGAUUCGUAGUAAAAGAUUUAGGAGUAUUAACAGAUAAAUAUUAG